AUGAGGAGGCGGGGGUGGGGAGGGAGGACAGAGAAGAAUCACUUCCUCUCUGUUCGGUUCCCGCCGCGCGCCCGCUGCCGGAGAACGCCGCCGCUGCCGCCUGUAGUCAUCAACCUGCCGCCGCGGCGGAUAAUGCCCGGUGCCCCCACACAGGUAGUUCACGCGCGUCACACGAGGCAAAAUCUCUUUACAAGCGGCGGUGGCGCUACGGCACCUCAGCGCCGGCCCAGCCCCGACCCGCGGCCUCGCGAAGCCCCGCCUUCCCAUUCUGUGGGACGCCUUCGCCCUUGGCUGUCACCCUUGUUUCCCCGGCGGAGGGAGGUGGGCAGAGCUUGCGCUCCGCCCCUCCCUUCUCCGCCGGCCACGCUCGCGAUCCCUCGCCCUCCCUUCUCGUUCUCCCGUGGUAAGCGAGGGGAAGAGCGAUGCUCCCUCGGACGUACAAGGAGGCUGUUCGGCUGCUACGCGCUGCAUGCUGGGAAGGGCACAUACCGGGCCGCGGCCGUUAGUGACCGGGAUCGGGCGGCUCCGCUGGACGGGAAGGAAGCAGAGCUGCCGCCAUCUGAUUUCCCCUGGGGUCAGCUGAGCGGCGACCUCUCGGCUGGGUGGAUUUCAUCUCUUACUGGUCUUGAUGAGAGUAUCCCUGUUGGCAUCAUGAUGAUAAGUAUAGCUGCACUUUUCACAGCAUCUGCUGUUAUUUCAUUAGUUAUGUUUAAAAAGUCCCGGAGAACAACAACAACAACGCAGAGAAUGGAAUUUACCAAGAGAGAGACAGACCCCCCCCACCUCUUCAACGACGGGACAAGGAUGGAAUUUUCCGAGAGGGGUGGACCCCGGCGAAUGGCGGGAAAAAGAACUGUAUAAAAGGGACCCCCGCACAGAGCUGCGUGCGCGCCGUUGGCAGAGCACAGACUCUUCAGCCGCCCAGUGCUGGAACUCGGCCGCCCAGCACUGUUUGCUCACCUACCUCAAAUAAAUCUCUUAAAUUCUGAAUUCUUUUUCUGGCUGGUUAUUGCCGAUUACAAUUUGGUGCCGUGACUGGGAUACAGGCACUUUGGCCGGAGUUCUUGCCCCCGGGAGGGCGCCCCCGUCUUCGGACGGUCCCGGGGUCUGGAGCGGUCGAGCCAAAUCCUGUAUUCCGAACCGCGAGAUAGGUGAGCAAAGAAUUAAAAGAUCAGAUACUGCAGUUCCCCAUAAUUUUUGUGCACAAAGGUCCGGACGAAGACUCAGGGAAGAGUACACAGCGGUAAGCGGAAUCCGUCUGGUCGGGGAGUAUGGGAUCCCAGGAGUGCGAGUGACUGAGACAUCCUAUCAGGGCGAAGCGAGUGCGGACCUUCUAGUAGUGCGGUUCUCAUUGCCCGUGAGGGCGUGAGCCACGAACGAGGGGAAACGAUUGGUGUGUGAGAGAAGGCACUUUUGGAAGGCUUUUGGAGAGACUAGUAGAUCAGCCCACGGAGAGGCUGGUAGGUACCCUAUAGGAAGAUCAGUCCACGGAAGAGACUGAUAGGUUAGUCCACGGAGAGACUAACCGACUAGUUAUGCGAAGAUUAUGCGAAGAUCAGUCCACGGAAGAGACUGAUAGGUUGGUCCACGGAGAGACUGACCGACUAGUUACGCGAUAAGAUCAGUACUGAUAAGUAGAUACCCGAUAAGAAGAUCAGUCGGGGGAUGGGACUGAAGUCAAGUAGAACUGAUAAGAAGAUCAGUUUCAAGGGAGGGUUGCCAGCUAUCCCUCCAGAUAGUCCUUUAGGGCUAAUGAUAAAACAUUGGGAAGAUUGGCCCUCUAGGAAAGGAAGGAGUAGAAAGAAAAUGGUGCAUUUUUGUAUGGUAGUGUGGGGUGGAAGGCAGAUUAGAAAAGAUCAUCUGUAUUGGCCAGUAUUUGGAUCCUUUGAGGACUGGAUAUGCCAGGCUUUGAAUAUUUAUGUUAACAGCAAGGAACCUCAUAGCCUGGAGGAAAGUGAGUAUGCAAGUUUGUGGAUUCGAUCAGAUACUAGAACUUUUUUGUAUACCCUGCGGGGGGGGAGAGGGUACAAAGAAAAAGAAUAAGAAAUUGGAGGAAUCACUACUGUCGCGAGCCGGUACCGGGGGGCUACCGGCUGUCAGGAUGCUUUUGCGACUCCCCCUCUCAAUGUGGAGGGGUUUGUGAAUGAGCCCGAGGGUCACACGCGGCGCUGCCUCUCACGGAGGAACGGCCACCGCGGGACCGUAUUUCAGGGUGGUAGUUAGAAAGCACCCCCCCCCUCCACCACGCUCAGAAAUUGCCUCUAAAGCCAAGAUUUACUCCACAAACCAAUAGGUUUAUUAAGGGUUAACACAAAACGAGGGAUGAUGUUUAGGGACAAUGCAGGUGUGAAUGGCUACCAGGGAUAUCAAUAUGUAUGUAGUGAGCAAGUGUCCUUUAGGGACGCAAUGCAAAGGGGCUUUUAAGGGAGAGGAUUAAGGACCAAAGGGAGGAGGGAAGGAAACCCGACGCCGGUCCUCCUUAAGAGGUCGCGCUGUGUGUGCAAGUAUGAGGAAAGGAAUGUGUGUGUGUGUGUGUGUGUGUGUGAGGCGAUGUUACCCUCCGGCGGCUUGUCCAGCGUCGGUCGGCGGCCGGAAGGCAGGACGGCAGGUCCGUGGUGUCGGAGGGGCAGCCUCUCGGCAGCGGGUGCAGCGGCCGCUGGUUUCCUCUCCAGCGGCAGCAACACGGGGAGGGGGCUCCGGCCCCGACCCCAGGGCUCGGGACCCCGGCACGCUCGGCGCUGAGGCUCAGGCUGGACCCGGGGCAGGCAGGCAGGCAGGGUCCCAGCACCAGUGUCCGCAGCAGGGGGGCGUCCCACGCAGAAAGCGUCCGAACGGGCCUCAGGGAGGAGGGAAGGGCCCACCUGCUGCCCUCGCCACCUUUUAUACCCCCUGACCCACCUGUCCAGUCAGUGUCACUGUCCAGAGCCAAUGAGCGUCCGUGAGCCCCACUUUAAGGCGGUGACUGCCAGGGGCACAGGAUGGCUUGUCGCCCAUCCUUUCUGUCCCGGACCACAGCUGUUGUUUUGGGUUCCGUUGUCCUUGAGAAGCAAGUCUGUUUUAGUUCGUUAGCUGGGGAUAAUCAGGAGAGGCCUUCGCUGGCUUAAAAGACAUUUUGUUUAGACUUAUGUGGGGAAGAAAAGAACAGUUUCCCACAACUACUUAUGACAUCACCUCCUUACCUUCCUCCCCCUCCUGUACCGAUCCCCAGCGGUCCUGUCUACAUCAACAGGGACCCGGUGCAGACAAUAAAUGGCCUUUACAACGGCCCAAUUGGGACAAUCAAAAUCCAGCACAUCGAGCUAACAUGGAAGACUGAAGAGAUAUGAUUGUCCAGGGAAUCCGGGAAAGGCAGGGGAAUUCAUAGGGAGUGGGAGAAAGAUAUUAAGAGACUCAACAUGGACCUGAAAUGUUGAGACAUGUAUUAAAGAAUGUGAAAUGCUUCUAUUGCCAUAGGGAGAAACAUCUGAAAAGGAGUUGUAGAAAACAUUUGGAGGAAUUCAAAAUUGAUUUAGUAAAUGCUCCUGUACUGAUUUUGCCAGGCAUCCAAGGGCCGUCUUGCCUUUUUGUGAAUACAGAUAAUGGUACAGCUUAGGGGGUGUUAACACAAGAGUGGGCACGACAAAAGAACCUUUGGGGGAGGAUUGAGGGUGUGUGUCCCUCAUGGUAUACCGAGCAUCCUACAACAAAAGGCAAACAAAUGGUUGACUGAUAGCCGAUCAACCUCACUGGAAGUCUGAUCAUAAAAAUCCAACAAGGAGUGUUCUGCUUCGGUGCAGACACACACUUAAACAUCUUCAUGAAAUAUGGUGCUCUACAAAGGUUCUGAUGGGUUUCAGCGAUCAUUUAUUAGUGAAUGCCUUUGAUUGUUCCAUCUUUAUUAUACCAGGGUAGUGUUAAGAGUCCUUAUUUACACAGUACUCUGUACUUGUGUGACUUUUGCUGGUUUGGCAUGGUGCAGGUUAACAGGAAGGCAAAGCAUUGAACAAGUCUGCUGCAAUGCUUGAGAGAACCAGUUUUAAAAAGCAGGAUGAAAGGAGCUACAGGAAGCUUUCCAAGCACCUGUAUGAGGUCUGGGGACGGUCUCUGAAAGUAGUUUGUCACAAGAACACUGUCUGCAAGCAGAAGCAUAUUAAAAAUGUUUAGUGCUUUAGAAAUAAAAUACAAACCAAGUAUGUAAGAAAAUAGGUAGUAGAACUAUACAAAAAUUAAAUAGGCAGUAUUUUCAUUGGGGAAAUGUUAAAGCAAAGCAGUAAAAGUUAAUAUGUUUGGGAUUUUGAGCUUCUACUUUUAAUUUCUUAAGGAAUAUAAUUUCAAAUUCAAAUUUUGAAGAAAACAAUCUGGUGUUUUCAUUUCCAAAGGAGCACUGUAUGGUGCUAUAGUCAGUUGUAAUUUGAAGCUGCUUGCUUCACAAUAUCUAAGCAGCUGCCUCAUUCACACUUUGUCUCAAGAGAAGCCAAAGCAUGGCCUGAGGCUGUGAUCUGACCUAUUAUUUUGCACCUCUUGCUACAUGACAUUGUGAAAUACUAAAUUUGUAAAUUUAAAACGUUUUGAGGUGCAGCUGGACUUACUUUCAAUUCAAUUCAUUGGUCUUUGACUUCCUAAAAUUGUGCAUUUUCCUGUGUAAUAUGAUUGAGUCCUUUAUGCAUUAACUUUUGUAUACAUGGAAGAAUUAUGUGAUUUCCCUAUUGUUUAUUCCACUUAAGAAUAUUUGACUUUAUCAAAGGUGUCUGUUCUAUGCUUAAGUUGCAGUCCAAAAAAAAAAGCCUCAAACAUUUCACAUUCAAACUGAAAUGGGAUGCUAGAAUAUUAUCCCGAAUGACAUAAAAGCAGAGUACUUGAGAGCCCAGAAUGUCAUUUACAGAAGUAUCAUUAUAGCAACAGGACCAGAGGCAAUGCCUUUAAAUUAGGAGUCUCCAGUUGGCAUGUUGAGUUGGAUUCUGAAGAGCUGUCUUUUGAUGUCUAUCUGUUAAGUUUCAGCCAUUGUCUUUUUGAUUAAGUCUUCCAAAAGGUUUCUUUGUUUUAAGAUAAUUUCUGUUUUUAUCUGUUUCCCAAUGGGUGGACAGUAUUCUUUCUCUAGAAUGUAAAGACUUGCUGUAAAACCACACUGUGGCUUUAGCAGUUUCUGCUUAA
Apus apus (common swift) is the source of this 5130-nucleotide messenger RNA. RefSeq lists its product as uncharacterized. Lineage: Eukaryota; Metazoa; Chordata; Aves; Apodiformes; Apodidae. The record is from RefSeq and is a predicted model, not a curated record. Bases 1 to 861 code for a protein of 286 amino acids. The transcript has 3 exons.